Messenger RNA from Ilyonectria robusta, 936 nucleotides. RefSeq lists its product as uncharacterized. The transcript has 2 exons. The coding region runs from base 1 to 936 and encodes 311 amino acids. The record is from RefSeq and is a predicted model, not a curated record. NCBI's taxonomy places the organism in Eukaryota, Fungi, Ascomycota, Sordariomycetes, Hypocreales, Nectriaceae.
AUGAUGCGCCGCGAUACUAAGCAUUCCGGUGACGUCGACGUCGACGCCGACCAGGAGGGCUACUUCACCUACCGCCCGCUGUCCAACCUCCCCACACCGCCCCCGAGCUCCCGCAACUCGUCGGCCGCACAGUCUCCGCGGACGACGCUCAACGAUGGCGAGCCGUUGAUGGCGCGGUUCCGAGGCCCCGCCAUCCACCUCGUCAACCUCAUUCCCUCGUCGGCCUCGCUGGCCACGGCCUCGGUGCCGCUCGUACAGGCUCUCCUCAGCCGCGCGAACCUCCCUAUCGAGACCGUCGCCCUCGCCGUCUGCAUCCUCGACAGCCUCGACUCCCGCUUCGCCCGCCGCUGGCGCCUCUCCUGCCCCCUGCUCUCCGACUACUUCUCCUCCUCCUCCAAGCGCCACACCCUCCCCCCGUCGCCCUUCCUCCAACAGCGCCAGCAGCUGCACAUCGACUCGGUCAACCCCGAGCUCAUCAUCUUCGCCGCCCUCGUCAUCGCCGUCAAGUUCACCGAGGACCCCCAGGAGUCCGCCCACUACUACUGCAAGGCCUGGGGCCGCGGCAUGUGGUCCAACCAGCAGCUCAACCUCACCGAGCGGUGCAUCAUGGAGAGCCUCAACUACCGCAUCAUGCCGCUGUGCGACGAGGACUGCCUGGCCGACGCCAUGGUCGACAUGCAGCUGGCCGCCCAGCAGCCCAGCUGGGACCUCCGCGACUACAGCCACCAGGACAGCGUCUCCAGCGACGAGGAAGACGCCGCCGCCAAUUACGUGCCCUCACACUCCCGCUCCAAGACGAUGGGCGCCAGUAAGGCUACGCUGGGGCUGGGGCUGACGCUGACACCCGUCGACACCCCCGCAGCGGAAGCUCCUCAAGCCGUGACCCCGCGGCCCGCGGCGCUUUCUGACGAUUAUUUCGGUCACUACCAGGCAUGA